Molecule: messenger RNA, 5016 nt
Organism: Chiroxiphia lanceolata (lance-tailed manakin)
Lineage: Eukaryota; Metazoa; Chordata; Aves; Passeriformes; Pipridae
Gene: TMEM169
Product: transmembrane protein 169
Exons: 3
Coding region: 797-1723 (308 amino acids)
Source: RefSeq, a predicted model, not a curated record
AUUUCUGACAGAGGGUUUUUGCAAAAAAAACAUGGUUGCACUGCAGCAGCCUCUGCUUUUGCAGACCCUACACUUAUGUGUGCCCCAGGUUCAUAUCUUCUCCCGGGAUUCCAAACUACACAAAGUAUAACAACAAUAAUUUCUUCCUUCCCCAUACCUAUUACAAGAAAUGCCUGGAUUUAGCCGAGACCAAAUGAAAACCAGUGUGAGUUUCAGUGUCUUUACCUCUCUGGACCUUUCAGUGGGAUUAUGCAAUAGGCCUCUUUGGAGAUCCCUGAUACUUUCACCUCCUGUACAUUCUCUCCUGAGACUGUUUCCUUUCAUCAUUUCUCUCCAGCAAGUGAGAGCCUUUCUCUUUAGUGGCCUCUGGUUUCCAUGUCAGAACAGCCUCCUGGUCAGCCCCAGCUGAUGUUCAGGCUCUCUGGUCAAUUAAUCUCUUUAGGGACUUCCUCUCUGGAAAGGUACUUUACUCUCAGCCGUAUCUUGGGGGAUUUCAGUCUAAUUAGGAGAUAAUCAGGAUUUUACAGCCUUUCAUCAUUACCCCUAGGAAUUUCAUUCCAGUGAUUAAAAAAAAUGCAGGAGAUACCAAGAAAGACAUCCCACUCGAAGCAGAGUUCAUAGUGUUACAGGAUGUAGAAUAUCAGCAUCAAACAGUUUGAAACAGGCUGGGAAUGGAGUGCAUGGAUGUCAGCAGUGGGACAUUUUACCAAAACAAAGCAUCCAUGGAACCGUUGUCUAAUCAAUGACUUGUAAGUGCAGGAAUUGGUGCUGUUAGAUUGGAAACAGGUGCUACAAGAUGCCAAGUGAAGUGCUUGAGAGCAGCAGCAGGAUGGAGGAAACAGUGCAGAAAGACAGCAAGUCUGGAGGCCAGAGCCCUCGCUCUGGCACAAUGAAAAGGGCUGUGGCAACCACCGUCACCUUUGAUGGGGAAGCCACUAUGGACCGGAGGAAAAAGAAGAAAAAAGAGUCCCGUCCCGAGUCAAUAAUAGUGUAUCGAUCAGAGAGUGACAAUAAGGUGGAAGAAGAACAGGCGGAUGAAGAAGGAGGGGAGAGGAGCUCUGAGGAAGGCUCCAAGUUCCUGGGUCAGUCUAUGGCAGAUGGUGUCUGGAACAUGCCUUUAGACAGCCGAUAUGUCACCCUGACUGGAACAAUCACCAGGGGAAAGAAGAAGGGUCAGAUGGUGGACAUCCAUGUCACACUGACAGACAAAGAGCUGCAGGAACUGGCUAAGUCAAAGGAACCUCCUAAAGAGGACGUACCUGAGAAGAAGAAGAAAUGUGAUGUUGGGUUGGACAGAGGACCCCACAUUGUCCUCUGGACCAUCAUCUGCCUCCCCAUCAUUUUUGUAGUGUCCUUCGUGGUUUCAUUCUACUACGGAACCAUUACAUGGUACAACAUCUUCUUGGUGUACAAUGAAGAGAGGACCUUCUGGCACAAAAUCACCUUUUGUCCCUUUUUGAUUAUCUUCUACCCAAUUAUAAUUAUGGUUGUUUCUUUUUCCCUAGGCCUGUAUUCAGCUGUGGCCCAGGUAGCAUGGUCCUUUGGGUACUGGUGGCGUGCUGUCAGGGAUAUGGAGAAGGGCUUCUGUGGCUGGCUCUGCAGCAAGCUGGGCUUGGAAGAUUGUUCUCCAUACAGCAUUGUUGAGCUGCUAGAUUCUGACAAUAUCUCAGGUAGUCUCUCUGGCAAGAGCUCUGCACAGGGUGUUGAAACCUCAGCAGUCUGAGCCUUUGUCCAGGAUGACUAUUUUGGUCAUAUGCGAGUCGAUUUCACCUGGAAAAUAACACACUGAUUUUUUUUCAAAUAUAUGUAUAUAUUUAAACACAAGCUUAAUGAAUAAAAUAUUGGGCUGGGAGUGCUCUUUAAAUAUCACAGAAUGCAGGAAUGCUAGCUUCAUGUGCUCUGGGUGGGGAGAUCCAAGGAUUUGUCAUCUCUUGUGGCUAAUUACAGCUUCUGGGAAUGGUAAGAAAAUCCAGGUCUGCAGGGCUCAGGCUGUUUGUGGAGUGGCAGAGAUACAUGAUGCAAAGUCUGCUUCUGUCACAUUAGACUUUGCUUUUCAGAAAUAAGGCAUAACAGUGACCCACUGACCCAGAAAAGAAGUCUCUCUUCAGGGGAUGAACUUCAGGAGGUAGGAAUCCAUUCAGAGGUGAAGGCUAAAUUGCAAAAUGUGUGGUGUUCCUGCAGUUUUCCUAGAAAGGGUGCUUUUCUAGUCCUUCCAACAAGUGCAGCUAACUUAGGUAGACUGACUGCUUAGACAGUAGUCAGAAUUUGACAAACAGACCACUGGAAUAGUUAUGCCCAGCCUCUCACUGGGAGAGGAAAGCAGAGCUGCCAGCAAUGGCCUGUGAGCUCUAUGCUGACCUGAAACACCCCCAUCACACAAAGAAAGAGCAGGGCUUGCUUUGUAAGGCAACACGUGGGGACCUGAUGAGCCUGUCACCAAGCACCUUGAGGUAGCUGUAGGUGCAUAGAUGGGUGCUUGGGACACACCUGCAUUUGAUCUCUUGGUAGGUGCACUGCUAGGAAGGAUUGAGCUGUGGGAGUCAUACACAAUGUGCAGUGCAAACAGUUGCAUUAUAGGGAAGAAACACCUGCUCUGAGGAAGGGUGAUCAGUUUGCAUCUCACUGCAAUGCAGGUGCAGACAGGUAGCAUCUGGAUUUAGGGAGGUGGAGUUGAAGGUACUUGGGAUGGGAAGGUGUCAGUGAAACAAGUAAUUCUGGUUUUCAAGUUGCUCUUAUGGGAGAGCAUCAGAUCUCCCCUUUCAGAAUGGGAGCCUUUCAGAGCCUAUGUCUAUUAGUGCCUCAGCUCUGGAAAUCUGUGUCCACUUCUCCCCUCCCCCCCUUCCUGGUUAAUUAUAUGGAAGAGCAAUGGAUCAUACAUCCUUCCCCCCUCAAGUCUCAUUUUCAUAAUUAGUUUCCCUUCGUUUGGGACUUUGCAUGUCAUGGUGGGCUCCCUGACCAGGCUGAUGUGGCCACUAGGAACUGGAGAAAUUUUGUCUCUUUAAAAAAACAGCUAGCAGAAAAGUUCUUUUUUCCUGCAUUGACUGUUGGGGUUUGGGCCUAUGAAGGACAUGAGAAAAAUAAAAGAGAGUUUUAAUGGAUUCUGAUGGGCACUGAGUUACACAUGUGAAACAUGAUUAAUUUUCUGAGUGCUGUAGUUCACGUGGUGCUGCUAGAAAGUCUGUCUGAGCCCCAACCCAGAGGAGCCCACCAUUUGCAUGUGUGUAGGUAGGUAAGUCGUGGUGUGCAAUCUGUCAGCUGCACAGUCACUCAUGUCUGUGUAGAUGUUUCACUUCCCCAGUCUCCCUCCCAGAUGGGGAGCUGCUCUAGUUUUAGGAUGGUAAAAAGAAGCAUUCAAAGCUGGAUUUCACAGAAACUAAUGCUUUGUGUUGCAUUUUAAGGAUGACCUCAAGACUACACUGACUGUCUGUCCUGGUUAGAACAUCUGGGAACCAGUGAUGUAUAAACAAGUCCAUCCAAUCCUCUAGGCCUGACACUGAGAAAUAAGUAGUUCCUGCUGCAUCCUUGGUCCCUGAGAGGCACGGUCAAAAGAGCCUCUUAGCACUGGCUGGAGGAUUAACAGUGUGAAUAGUGUAUAAACCCAAUAUCAAGGGCAGGCUUGGCCCUACACUUUAUUGACAAAGCAGAGGUGCUCCCUGGCACAGGUACAGCCAGGCUGUGUUUGCUUCUUCCUGCUUUCAGUUUUUACUGGUGAAGACUUUCAAGGCAGUGACCAACUUCCAGAAAAAAAAAAAAAUUAAAAAAAAUAGACUCCAACCUGUGAGACAAUGUCAGGUAGUUCAGUGGGGUUCAAAGAGGCUGACAAUUGCCUGGGACUGGUUCAAGCAGUGAAAUGCCUUUCACAGGUCUGUCCCCAACAGGUAGGUUGAUACGCCUCUGAAUUAGCUGAGGACAAGUCAUGCCAGUGCUGGCAAUCUGUAGUGAGCCAGUGCAUCCACUCUGCUUAAUAGUGUUCCACAUGGAAAUCACAGGCUCCCACAUGGCUGGAGGGUGGGAAGAAGUGAUUCUUAACAAGCAUUAAGGAGAAGGAAGGUCCACUGGCAAGCAUUCUCACACUUUGCCUGAAGGGACAUUGCUGGCAUGAAAGGAGUGGAUUGUGUAUCUUGGCCCCCACAUGCAGCAAACAAGUUUGAGGAAAGGAUGGCUGGCAAGUGUGCAUUGCUGCGAAGGGAGAAAACCCAAUUCAGCUGUCACUGACAAACAGCAGCUGUUCAAGGCUGCACGAAAGGCUGGGGUCAGUUGCACAAAGAGCCUUUAGCUUACAGAGGGCUUGAAUGAUAAAUACUAGCUCAUUACAGAAUACAGCCAUGUGAAAUGUCUGCUGAGCUGCAGGAUUUGCUUUCAGGAUUGCAAAUAGCCCGCUGGAGUGGAGAAAAAAACAGAUCUAUGCCUCUUACUGCUAUGUAGACACCAAGGAGUGUCAGAGGAGUCAUAGUACCCUCCCUCUGCCAUGGCAGCUGUGCUUCUGGGUUUGGAGGUCACCUGUUGGGGGAUAUACUGGGACAAUCCACAGUGUGUUUUCUACUUGUUUAUACUUAACCAAGCUUGCCUUGGCUCCUGCUAAAGUCAAGGUGUGCCACUGAUUUUAGUGUGGGCUAUUUUAAGCUUGGGGUUAGUUCUGGUGCUAUUUGUAGAAGUUUAAUUCAGACUUUUCCCCAAACAACUCUGGAUAGCUCUCUCUCUUGCCCAUUAUCCUCUUGUAGCAGUUUGCCUGCUGCAAAAUAUAUAAUCAUUAUCAAUUAUUGUAAUAGAAAAAAGCACAAGUUUUUGUCUCGUUCUACCUGCUUUCAGAAACUCACAAGUCAUUUCUGCUUAUGUGCCACUGUCCAACUGCAGGGAAUUCCAGUUAUUCUGAUUGUUGAGUGUGUUUCUGGCUGCUCUAGUCUGGAUUUUUUUUUAAGUAAAGAUAAUGUGUGUUUGCUGAUUGUUAUUUUUAAUUGCAUUUCCUUUUCCCAUCCUUGCUGGCCUGGGUGGAGAAUAAAGAUGUAUGUGGCUUUA